UCGGGGCUCGCUUUGUGGCCGCUGUCCCCUUGCAGGCGCCCAGCGCCCCUCGCCCCAGCUCAGAGGGAGGGGGCGCGCUCCCAAAUUCCCCGCCGCUCUCCCCUAGAGCCCCGGGGAAGAAUGUGCCACCAGCUGUUCUCCGCUCGCGCGCGCUGCGCCCAGAAGUGAAGAACUUGGAGGAAGAGGAGACAAAGGCUGCGUUUGGGACGCCGAAGUUAGAGAAUUGGCUUUGGGCGAACAAAAGGUGCGAAAGACGAGAAGGGGAUAAGGCGAUGGCAGCGGGGGAGCCCCGAGGGCUCGAGUUCCUGGGAGUCGCGCCGUGACACGCAUGGUUUCCCCGGACCUUCUGCUGGGCUGACUUCCGCGAGCUGGACGCCCGACUCGGGCGAGUGGGGAAACGCGCUGGAACAAUGGACAACUUCUUCCCCGAGGGAACACGGGUCUGGCUGAGAGAAAAUGGCCAACAUUUUCCAAGUACUGUAAAUUCCUGUGCAGAGGGUGUCGUCGUCUUCCAGACAGACUAUGGUCAGGUAUUCACGUACAAGCAGAGCACAAUUACACACCAGAAGGUGACCGCUAUGCACCCCUCGAAGGAGGAGGGCGUGGAGGACAUGGCCACCCUGACAGAACUGCAUGGGGGCUCUAUCAUGCACAACUUACACCAGCGAUAUAAGAGAGACCAGAUUUACACCUACAUCGGCUCCAUCAUCGCCUCGGUGAACCCCUACAAGCCCAUCCCCGGCCUGUACGAGCGCGCGACCAUGGAGCGCUACAGCAAGUGCCACCUGGGGGAGCUGCCCCCCCACGUCUUCGCCGUGGCCAACGAGUGCUACCGCUGCCUGUGGAAGCGCCACGACAACCAGUGCAUCCUGAUCAGCGGUGAAAGCGGGGCAGGUAAAACUGAAAGCACCAAGUUGAUCCUCAAGUUUUUAUCUGUCAUCAGCCAACAGUCUUUGGAACUCUCUUUGAAGGAGAAGACAUCCUGUGUUGAGCAAGCCAUUCUUGAAAGCAGCCCCAUCAUGGAAGCUUUUGGCAACGCCAAGACCGUCUACAACAACAACUCCAGUCGCUUCGGGAAGUUUGUUCAGCUGAGCAUCUGCCAGAAGGGCAACAUUCAGGGCGGGAGGAUUGUAGAUUAUUUAUUAGAAAAAAACCGAGUAGUGAGGCAGAAUCCUGGGGAGAGGAAUUACCACAUAUUCUAUGCACUGCUGGCAGGGCUGGAGCGGGAGCAGAGAGAAGAAUUUUAUUUAUCUGCGCCAGAAAACUACCACUACUUGAAUCAAUCCAGAUGUGUAGAAGACAAGACAAUCAGUGAUCAGGAGUCCUUUAGGGAAGUUAUUACGGCGAUGGGGGUGAUGCAGUUCAGCAAGGAGGAGGUGCGGGAGGUGUUGAGGUUGCUGGCUGGCAUCUUGCAUCUGGGGAACAUCGAGUUUAUCACUGCCGGCGGGGCGCAGGUUUCCUUCAAAACGGCCUUGGGCAGGUCUGCAGAGUUACUUGGGCUGGACCCGACACAGCUCACGGACGCCCUGACCCAGAGAUCAAUGUUCCUCAGGGGGGAAGAGAUCCUCACGCCUCUCAAUGUUCAGCAGGCAGUAGACAGCAGAGACUCCCUGGCCAUGGCACUUUAUGCACGCUGCUUCGCGUGGGUGAUCAAGAAGAUCAACAGCAGGAUCAAAGGCAAAGACGACUUUAAAUCUAUUGGCAUUCUUGACAUCUUCGGAUUUGAAAACUUUGAGGUUAAUCACUUUGAACAGUUCAAUAUAAACUAUGCAAAUGAGAAACUUCAGGAAUAUUUCAACAAGCAUAUUUUUUCUUUAGAACAACUAGAAUAUAGCAGGGAAGGAUUAGUGUGGGAAGAUAUUGACUGGAUAGACAAUGGCGAGUGCCUGGACUUGAUCGAGAAGAAACUUGGUCUCCUGGCCCUUAUCAAUGAAGAAAGCCAUUUCCCUCAAGCCACGGACAGCACCUUAUUGGAGAAAUUACACAAUCAACACGCUAAUAACCACUUUUACGUGAAGCCCAGAGUUGCAGUCAACAAUUUUGGAGUGAAACACUACGCUGGAGAGGUUCAGUAUGAUGUCCGGGGCAUCUUGGAGAAGAACAGGGAUACCUUUAGAGAUGAUCUUCUGAACUUGCUAAGGGAAAGCCGAUUUGACUUCAUCUAUGACCUAUUUGAACACGUUUCAAGCCGCAAUAACCAGGACACCUUGAAAUGUGGAAGCAAACACCGGCGGCCCACGGUCAGCUCACAGUUCAAGGACUCACUGCAUUCCUUAAUGGCAACGCUAAGCUCCUCUAAUCCUUUCUUUGUUCGCUGUGUCAAGCCAAACAUGCAGAAGAUGCCAGACCAGUUUGACCAGGCGGUGGUGCUAAACCAGCUGCGGUACUCGGGGAUGCUGGAGACGGUGAGGAUCCGCAAGGCUGGGUAUGCUGUCCGAAGACCCUUUCAGGAUUUUUACAAAAGGUAUAAAGUGCUGAUGCGGAACGCGGCUGUGCCUGAGGACGACCGGGGGAAGUGCAUGGCCUUGCUGCAGCUCUACGACUCCUGCCACAGCGAGUGGCAGCUGGGGAAGACGAAGGUCUUCCUUCGAGAAUCCUUGGAGCAGAAACUGGAGAAGCUGCGGGAGGAGGAAGUUACCCGGGCGGCCAUGGUGAUCCGGGCCCACGUCAUGGGCUACUUGGCACGAAAGCAGUACAGGAAGGUCCUUUCUUGCGUGGUGAUGAUACAGAAGAAUUACAGAGCAUUCCUUCUGAGGAGGCGAUUUCUGCUGCUGAGAAAAGCAGCCAUCGUUUUCCAGAAGCAACUCAGAGGCCAGAAGGCUCGGCGAGUUUACAGGCAGCUGCUGGCCGAGAAGCGGGAGGAGGAAGCAAAGAGGAGACGGGAGCAAGAGGAACAGAGGAGGCGGGAGCAAGAGGAACAGAGGAGGCGGGAGCAAGAGGAAAGAGAAAGAGAGAAGGCACGAAGAGAAGCUGAGCUCCGCACCCAGCAGGAGGCCGCCGAGCGCCAGCGGCAGGAGCUGGACGCCGCGCGGAGGAGCCAGCGGGAGGCCGAGCUCAGCCGGGACCUGGAGAAGCAGAAGGAAAACAAGCAGGUGGAGGAGAUCCUCCGCCUGGAGAAGGAGAUCGAGGACCUGCAGCGCAUGAAGGAGCGGCAGGAGCUGUCGCUGACGCAGGCCUCGCUGCAGAAGCUGCAGCAGCUGCGCGACGAGGAGCUGCGGCGGCUGGAGGACGAGGCGUGCCGGGCGGCGCAGGACUUCCUCGCCGCGCUCAACUUCCACGAGAUCGACGAGUGCGUGCGCGACAUCGAGCGCUCGCUGGGCGCGGGCGCGGGCGCGGGCGGCCCUGCGGAGGGCGGCGCCAAGCCCACCUUCAACUUCAGCCAGCCCUACCCCGAGGAGGAGGUCGACGAGGGCUUCGAGGCCGACGACGACGCCUUCAAGGACUCGCCCAACAACCCCGGGGGCCUCCCCUCGCCCGAGGGCGACUACGACUACGACCAGGACGACUACGAGGACGGCGCCAUCACCUCGGGCAGCAGCGUCACCUUCUCCAACUCCUGCAGCAGCCAGUGGUCCCCAGACUACCGGUGCUCCGUGGGGACCUACAACAGCUCCGGGGCCUACCGCUUUAGCUCUGAGGGGGCGCAGUCCUCGUUUGAAGAUAGUGAAGAGGACUUUGACUCGAGGUUCGAUACGGACGAUGAACUUUCUUACCGGCGGGACUCUGUGUACAGCUGUGUCACGCUGCCUUACUUCCACAGCUUUCUGUACAUGAAAGGUGGCUUGAUGAACUCCUGGAAACGCCGCUGGUGCGUCCUCAAGGACGAGACCUUCCUGUGGUUCCGCUCCAAGCAGGAGGCCCUCAAGCAAGGCUGGCUCCACAAGAAAGGCGGCGGCUCCUCCACGCUGUCCAGGAGGAACUGGAAGAGGCGCUGGUUCGUCCUGCGCCAGUCCAAGCUGAUGUACUUCGAGAACGACAGCGAGGAGAAGCUCAAGGGCACCGUGGAAGUCCGGACGGCAAAAGAGAUCAUAGAUAACACCAGCAAAGAGAACGGGAUCGAUAUCAUCAUGGCCGAUAGGACCUUCCACCUGAUCGCCGAAUCCCCAGAAGACGCCAGCCAGUGGUUCAGCGUGCUGAGUCAGGUCCACGCGUCCACGGACCAGGAGAUUCGGGAGAUGCACGACGAGCAGGCAAACCCCCAAAAUGCCGUGGGCACUUUGGACGUGGGGCUGAUUGAUUCCGUCUGCGCCUCCGACAGCCCCGACAGGCCGAAUUCGUUUGUGAUCAUCACGGCCAACCGGGUCCUGCACUGCAACGCGGACACGCCAGAGGAGAUGCAUCACUGGAUAACACUGCUGCAGAGAUCCAAGGGCGACACCAGGGUAGAGGGCCAGGAGUUCAUCGUGAGAGGGUGGUUGCACAAAGAAGUCAAGAACAGCCCGAAGAUGUCCUCGCUGAAACUGAAGAAGCGGUGGUUUGUGCUCACUCACAACUCCUUGGAUUACUACAAGAGCUCGGAGAAGAACGCCCUGAAACUGGGCACCCUGGUCCUCAAUAGCCUCUGCUCGGUCGUCCCUCCAGAUGAGAAGGUUUUCAAAGAGACGGGCUACUGGAACGUCACCGUGUACGGGCGCAAGCACUGCUAUCGGCUCUACACCAAGCUGCUCAACGAGGCCACCAGGUGGUCCAGCGCCAUUCAAAACGUGACCGACACCAAGGCCCCCAUCGACACCCCCACCCAGCAGCUGAUUCAGGACAUCAAGGAGAACUGCCUGAACUCGGAUGUGGUGGAGCAGAUUUACAAGCGGAACCCCAUCCUCCGCCAUACCCACCACCCCCUGCACUCCCCACUCCUGCCCCUGCCCUACGGAGACAUCAAUCUCAACCUGCUCAGGGACAAAGGCUACACCACCCUGCAGGAUGAAGCCAUCAAGAUCUUCAAUUCCCUGCAGCAGCUGGAAUCCAUGUCUGAUCCCAUCCCCAUCAUCCAGGGCAUCCUCCAGACCGGGCAUGACCUGCGCCCCCUGCGAGACGAGCUGUACUGCCAGCUCAUCAAGCAGACCAACAAGGUGCCGCACCCGGGCAGUGCCGGCAACCUGUGCAGCUGGCAGAUCCUCACCUGCUUGAGCUGCACCUUCCUGCCGAGUCGGGGGAUUCUCAAGUACCUCAAGUUCCACCUCAAAAGGAUACGGGAACAGUUUCCAGGAACUGAGAUGGAAAAAUACGCCCUCUUCGUUUACGAAUCUCUUAAGAAAACCAAAUGCAGAGAGUUUGUGCCUUCCCGAGAUGAAAUAGAAGCUCUGAUCCACAGGCAGGAAAUGACAUCCAUGGUGUACUGCCACGGUGGGGGCUCCUGCAAGAUCACCAUCAACUCCCACACCACAGCCGGGGAGGUGGUGGAGAAGCUGAUCAGAGGCCUGGCCAUGGAGGACAGCAGGAACAUGUUUGCCCUGUUUGAGUCCAACGGCCACGUCGACAAAGCCAUUGAAAGCCGGACCAUCGUAGCCGAUGUGCUAGCAAAGUUUGAAAAGCUGGCUGCCACGUCCGAAGUGGGCGAUCUGCCCUGGAAAUUCUACUUCAAGCUGUACUGCUUCCUGGACACAGACAAUGUGCCAAAAGACAGCGUGGAAUUUGCAUUUAUGUUUGAACAGGCCCACGAAGCCGUUAUCCACGGCCACUACCCGGCCCCUGAAGAAAACCUGCAGGUUCUCGCAGCCCUGCGGCUGCAGUACCUGCAGGGGGACUAUUCACUGCACACCACCAUCCCGCCUCUCGAAGAGGUUUACUCCCUGCAGAGACUCAAGGCCCGCAUCAGCCAGUCCACCAAAAGCUUCACCCCGAGUGAGCGGCAGAGGCGGACGAGCUUCCUGGAGGGGACGCUGAGGCGCAGCUUCCGCACGGGCUCCGUGGUCCGGCAAAAGGCCGAGGAAGAGCAGAUGCUGGACAUGUGGGUCAAGGAAGAAGUCUCCUCGGCUCGAGCCAGCAUCAUCGACAAAUGGAAGAAAUUUCAGGGAAUGAGCCAGGAGCAGGCCAUGGCCAAGUACAUGGCUGUGAUCAAGGAGUGGCCUGGUUAUGGGUCCACGCUCUUUGAUGUGGAGUGCAAGGAAGGCGGCUUCCCCCAGGAGCUCUGGUUGGGCGUCAGCGCAGAUGCCGUCUCCGUCUACAAGCGCGGGGAGGGGAGACCGUUGGAAGUCUUCCAGUAUGAACACAUCCUCUCUUUUGGGGCUCCCCUGGCAAACACGUACAAGAUUGUGGUGGAUGAGAGGGAGCUGCUCUUUGAAACCAGUGAGGUGGUGGGCGUGGCCAAGCUCAUGAAGGCCUACAUCAGCAUGAUCGUGAAGAAGCGCUACAGCACCUCGCGCUCCGUGGGCAGCCAGGGCAGCUCCAGGUGAACGCGGGCGUGAGGCCCCGUGUCCCAGCACGUCCCCCCGGCCUCGGCCGGCGCCUCUGCCCGGGCUCCCCGGCAGCCUCCGGAAGGGAGGUGUCUCCGAGGGACCUUUCGCCCUGUCCACUUCAGUGAUCGUGUAUUAAGCUGUCAACCUUAACCCAGUUUCCAAAGCUUUACAACUCUUAGGUGACACAUGCCUUAAAACGAGAGAGAGGGAGAAACCCCAUGCUGCCGCCAAAGCAGCCAGAAGUGCCUUAACUUGUGGAAGCGACACUAAUGGACCUUCACUGUGCUACUGAAGGGAAUGCUUCCUCCGCCUUGUUGGGCAGACUGACAGAGCCUGGAAGGGGGUGGCAUUGACCCAUCAACUAUGCACUAACCUCCCAGCCUGAUUUCCCGACUUUGCGGGAAGGUGAGGGAGUGGGGAGGGGGACAGGGAGCGCAAGGGGACAGUGUAUUUUAGUUGGAGUGCUGCUGGCAGCCUUCCUCGCGGACACCUAUUAACUUUUUUUCUUCGUUUCAUCUUUUAAGUAUCUGUGCUUGCCUGUGCAUGCCUGUGCUCAUAAACACACCACUUUAGUCAUUGUUUCAAGCGUGUUAAAAGCAAAGGGAAAAAGGAAGUGCAAUGGUGUAAACAGUCUGUCUGUAUAUUUCAGUAGCUCAGAGUUAUAGUCUCCAAUGGUUACUUUAUAAGGUGGUGAUAUUCACAGACGGAAUCCUGAAUUUUCCUGUCUUUGCUGUAUUUCGAAAGCCACGUUUGGACUCAGUUUUGUUAUACAUGUAGCAAAGUCUGCAUUCUGUGUCUGCUGUAUUAUAAACAGAUAUGCAGCCUGCAAAUAACUGUAUUUAUAAACCACUCUUAAACAGCUGGCUCCAGGGCUGUUUCUAGAAUGAUAUGAAGUCAUUUUGGAGUCUCUAGUUUCUAAAAGUUUUAAGUUAAGAAAAUGUUUCUUUGAAGAUUAGCUUGUGUGGCCCCAGGUAGAUUACAGUAUAACCAUAUUGAAUAUGGGAGAAGGGCUAUCUCCCCAAAGGUGAAACACAUGUGAGAAUCUUUAAAGGACCCCGACGCUAAAUGCUGAGGCUUUAAUAAAAUACAGAUUUUAUCCCAGGUUUAUAAUGGUGCUCUGAAAAAGGCGCCUGUACAUAAAUCAGCAUUUAUGACCAGAAGAAAAAUAUUCUGGUCUUGGACUUUUAUUUUCAUAUGGAAAAGUUGUAAAGGCUUAGGCCAACUAAGUCUACCCACAAAGAAAAAAAAUGCCUUAUCCCUUAUGGACAGCCAUGUGAAAUUGAAAUCAUUGUUUGUUGGCUCCAAGAAAGUCUGACAAUAAAAGAUAUUAGCUAAUG
Molecule: messenger RNA, 7732 nt
Organism: Miniopterus natalensis
Lineage: Eukaryota; Metazoa; Chordata; Mammalia; Chiroptera; Miniopteridae
Source: RefSeq, a predicted model, not a curated record